AUGUCAAAAAGCCUGCAAGCUUAUUUUUCAUUUUUAAUCACCAUCGCCUUUGCACCCGGGAUAACCGCCAUACAGUUACCGUAUGAGGUUUUUGACACCAUAAUAGAACUCAGUGACAUUGAUGACUACAGAAACCUUAAUCAAGUUAAUGUGUCCGAUGACCUUGGACCCACUCGUCCAAUCUAUAGACUGGACCUUAACCCAGAUUACGUAGCGUAUUACGAAAUUGACAUCGGAAGUGACUACGUGGUAUUCUCCUCUGGGCGUGAAACCGGAGAUUUUCGAGAAGUAGAGAGUGGCCCAGACCCAAGACCAACCAACCUACUCAUUCAACAGGCUCAAGAGAACGGUCAGCAGUGUGAGAAGUUUUACCGCCUGUCACCAUUGGGACUGACAAUAUGUAAGAAUGACAAUGGAACUGUUGUGGCUGCGAGUUACAACUGGACAGCGGAUGUUGCCGAGGUAGGAUUAUCACAUUACAAAACUGUUAUAUUCCUCGACUCUUAAUCAAAUAAACAGGGACUACCAUUGGCUGAGUUUUGGGCACAUGACCUUGACUAAAUUCAAAUGUUGCUGGUUUCACAUGACGUCAUCAAAAAUUACAAGACUUCCGUCUAAUUUACUGAUGUUUUGUUAGAGUGGUAAGGCAAGGCUAAAACAAGAGCCCCUAUAAAGACGGGGAUCAAAUACUAACCUUUUUUUCUUGAAAUAACCAAAUAUAGCUAUGUAAUUAAAACUACCUUUGACAAAAAAAUCCCUCGAUUCACGAAAAAUAAUCAACUGGUUACCAGUAUAUUCUGAUUAUAUGUAUGAUACAUUUGCUAAUUAUUUCCGCUCGAAUAUCUAGAACAAGAUGCAAUUUUCCCAAAAAGUAAACCUCGAGGCAAUCUUGUGUCUUAACAUAUAAUUGUUGUCACGUGACGCUUCGUGCGACCAAAAAUUUAAGCUGAAAAUUGGUGAAUUCCUGGUGAAUUUACUUUGAUAGAGGAUAAACAUACUUCACUUUCUACGUUUAGAAUUAAUGUACUCGAAAAUUAAAAUGAAAGUUUUGAAUAAUUCAAGGUUAAAUUUGGGCAAUGAAAAUGAUGCUUGUCCUCACAAUUGUAUUGAAGUGCAAAUUACAGUAAUAACAAACGUGAAGUAUUUGAAAUAUUUGAAAUGAAUUAGAAAGAUGUUAUUACUUGAUUUCUUUUUUUAAAAUAUACUUUAAAACGUUAAAACCAUGACUUAUUAAGUACGCCAAAUUUCGAUUCAGUUGCAUGCUCUUUGCCGAAGUUAUAAUAUCUUAUCCCCUGUGUUUGUAAUAAACUCAAAAUCUACAAACGUUUUCACCCUUUGAUUUAUUUUUUUGCAGAACGUUAUGUAGCCGAGGCCCGCUUUUCGGCAGUAGCUCGUCCUUCAUUAAUUUUUUCAGUAAUCUAUAGUGAAAGUCGAUUUUUAUGCUUACGGUACAGUUAUGACGUCAAAAGUCUCGCGAACCCAAGCAAUUUUAAAGCAAGUUGUUGUAUGCAAAAAAGGUACAAAUGAGUACCUGCAAAGCAGCAAGAUGGUAAGAUUAAUUAUGAUAUUAAGCCUCGACCAUGAAAAAUUCCCAUUUUCAAAAAUAUAUUUGAUUAAUCUGACCUUCUGAUUAAAUCAAUGGUGGCGACCGUUUUAAAUGAUGCCACUUUCCCUACGAGGCUGGACCUCUUAAACUGUGGUUUUACUGGAGUAUUACUUCUUUAAAUCAGUAGAAUGUCUAAACCAACUUCUCCUUCUUGCUUAAAAUGCAGAUUGAAGACUGGCUACAGCUGGAUCAAAUGGUGAGAGACAGUAUCGACAACUUUAAGAGGAUGUGGCGAGAGAGGGCAGCACAUAGGCGGUCACAGACAGACUGGGUCACCACGGAAGUUCUAACAAAAGGGGGAAAAAGUUUUAAGAAAGAAAUUGACGACAAAGUCCUUAUGCCUGGCUCCAUCGUUAAAGUGGCGCUAGGUGAGCGCGUCAGAUCGGUUGGCGUUUACAUUAAAAACGGCGGUAACACGCGCAUGCGUCCCAAAUCUAGAUCAGAGUGGCAGCGGAAACUCUGCAAGGUGCUUGUUGACGUUUGUCUUCUAAACGGAAGUUCCAAGGUGAAUCCAUCAGCUAUAAAGGAAACAACCAAUCAUCUAUCAUAUCUGAAGCUGGAGGUACAUGGCAAUCGCACCUUCGUGGGAAACACUUUACAGUGGCGUGAGAUUGGAUUUGUGAUCGAAAUAAAAGGACGCGAAAAUGAACUGGUUAAAAAGUACUUUGCAAUUAAUCUGCAUUCUCAACGGUUUCGCAGAUCUUCGUGUAGCAAAUUUUGUACAGGAUCUGUUUCUGGUGAAAGCAGUAAUUUCCCUGACUAUAACCAACACAGGUGCUGUGGCAAUUGCUGGAGUGGAUGCAGUCCGGUGGCCUGGGCUCAGGUGUUUGGGUACUACGAUAGACUAGCACACAGUUUUUACUCAUCCUAUAGUUCAUCGCUAUUUGAAGAUCGAUACAUCAUGGCCCCAUUAAAGAUGACAUAUGCAGUUCGACCCUUCGUGGAGGACAUUCGAUCACAGGUCGAAACAUACUGUACAAGUACAGGAGCGGGUUCCACCUACACAAAAAAAAUGCAUUUGAUCGCCCCAUGGUUUCGCGCGAGACAAGGUUACAGAGCUCGAUUCGUCAGCUAUCUCGAGAGACGAAAAAAGAGGAGUGUCGGCGGUGCAAGAGUUGAGUAUGGAAGCAGGUCCUGGAUUCAGUCCAAAGGUGUUGAAUGGCUCAAAAAGGACUAUCCGGUAGUCUUUGGCUUUCCCGUGGAAGGUGGCGGACAUUCGGCUGUCGCAACGAAAUACCGGGAAAAGGUUAGAAGUUAUCGUCAUUGCACCAGCAGGCAAACUGGAUUGUGGUGGGGGAAGAAAACCAAAUCAGUGUGCUCUUGGAGAAGAGCCUACGACUACGAGUUCUAUCUACAUUAUGGCUGGGGAGGUAGCAACAAUGGAUGGCGCACAAUUAAUCCCUGGGGUGCCCAUGUUGCCUAUCUAGACUAA
Molecule: messenger RNA, 3038 nt
Organism: Porites lobata
Lineage: Eukaryota; Metazoa; Cnidaria; Anthozoa; Scleractinia; Poritidae
Source: the annotation of a GenBank genome assembly